AUCUAAUCAGGUGGCUGAGCCAAUAUUUGCCAUGGCAUCCGAACUCUGUAAAACGAUAUCAGAAGCAAAGCUAGAAAGGCACAAGAAUUUAUUCUUGAACUAUCGAAAUCUUCAUCAUUUUCCUUUAGAAUUGCUGAAGGAUGAAGGUCUGCAGUACUUGGAGAGAUUAUAUAUGAAAAGAAAUUCCUUAACUACCUUGCCAGAAAAUCUUGCCCAGAAACUUCCAAAUCUUGUUGAACUAUACCUGCAUUCAAAUAAUAUUAUUAUUGUUCCAGAAGCGAUUGGUUCUUUGGUUAAACUGCAGUUUCUGGACUUGAGCGAUAAUGCUCUUGAAAUUGUAUGCCCAGAGAUUGGGCGUUUGCGAUCUCUACGCCAUCUUCGAUUAGCUAAUAAUCAGCUAAAAUAUUUGCCAGCAGAGCUCGGAGACCUUAAAGAUCUGCAGACGCUGGAUGUCUCAACCAAUCAUUUGAUAACCUUGCCUGAAAAACUGCACAGGUGCCCCUCUCUUCAGUACCUCACUGCUGACCAGAACCAUCUCUGGUACGUCCCUCGCCAUCUUUGCCAGCUUCCCAGUCUGAAUGAGUUGUCCAUGGCAGGAAAUCAGCUUGCUUUCUUGCCUCUUGAUUUAGGUCGUUCCCGGGAACUGCAAUAUGUUUACGUGGAUAACAACGCUCACCUUCGAGGUCUCCCUUCUUACCUUUACAACAAAGUCAUUGGCUGUAAUGGCUGUGGUUCUCCUCUUCAGAAAUCAGAGCUGCAGCUUCUGUCCUUUUCAUCGGGACAGUUGACGGUUUUCCUCCCGGCGGAGGUGAAGCUGAUAGGCACGGAACUGGACCACGUGCUCCCCUUGCAGGAGGCGGCCAUGAGGACCUUAUAUAACACAUACUGCAAGUCUCUAAAAGAUUUGAAGUUCAUGACUCCGAUCUCAUUACCCAGAAGCCUCCUGGAUUUGCUGCACUGCCCUCUGGGACACUGCCACCGUUGCAGUCAGCCCAUGUUUACUAUUGUCUACCCAAAGCUCUUUCCCUUGAGAGAGACACCAAUGGCUGGAUUACAUCAGGGGAGAACAAGAGUCAGUUUUGUGGCAUAUUGCUGCUCCACCCAGUGUCUGCAGACCUUUGACCUAUUGAGCUGAUAAAUACUUAAAGGUAUUCAGGAGUGGUGCCAGCUUCAAAGCAGCAUUAGACUGUGGCUCCUAACCAGACUGGAAUAUGUGAUUGUGUGUGCCAAAGCAGUGGGAGGCAUUCCCCAACUGGGAACAUGGAGAACCCCUUGAGGCCUGGGUUCCUAUCAAAUCUGGACAAAAGGCAGAAGCUCUCAUGAAACCAUCGUGAUUGUCCAGCUUUAGAAAAUGUUUUAACACCUUCCUGUUCCUCCACGGGCAGAAGAUCAAGCAAGCAAACAUACAAUCAAAGACCCAGCUGGACACUUUUCAAAACUUGUACUUCUGAUUCAAGUUGCAUUUUAUACUUCACUUGGGUUGCAUGGGCAAUAUCAGUUAGUGUGUG
This is a messenger RNA of Protobothrops mucrosquamatus (brown spotted pit viper), 1508 nucleotides long. It is a transcript of the gene LRRC28, whose product is annotated as leucine rich repeat containing 28. The record is from RefSeq and is a predicted model, not a curated record. Gene Ontology annotation, molecular function: protein binding. Bases 32 to 1135 code for a protein of 367 amino acids. NCBI's taxonomy places the organism in Eukaryota, Metazoa, Chordata, Lepidosauria, Squamata, Viperidae. The transcript has 9 exons.